Messenger RNA from Carya illinoinensis, 1334 nucleotides. RefSeq lists its product as uncharacterized. The coding region runs from base 419 to 1285 and encodes 288 amino acids. The transcript has a single exon. The record is from RefSeq and is a predicted model, not a curated record. Lineage: Eukaryota; Viridiplantae; Streptophyta; Magnoliopsida; Fagales; Juglandaceae.
UUGACUACACUACCAUCAAGCAUACGAGUUGAAACUCAUGACCAUCGAUUGACCCUUGUGCAAAGAUUUAUGAUCUCCCUCACUUGCGAUGCUUGUGGGAAUGAAAUUAAGGUAGGUUUUACUUGUGUGCCACUUGUUCAUUUGUGGCCCACGCAGAUUGUGUCCUUUUAUCAUCAAUCAUCAAAGUAAUAAGGCACAAGCACCCUCUCAAUCUCAUCUCUCUCUUCCUGCUGACCAAUCCAAACGUAGAGUGUGCCAACUAUGUGCUAAGACGGUGGACACGAAUUAUUGGGCUUAUUGUUGCUCAAGUCAAGAUUUUAUUGCUCACCUUCAUUGUGCUACAAGCAAGGAAGAGAAAGAUAAAACAUUUGUGCUGAACUCUAAAGAUGAAGAAUCCAUUGGGUCAUCAACUACAAGCAUGUUGAAACAUGAAGAAGAUCAUCCUUAUAAAUCUAUCGACUUGACAGAAAUCAAGCAUUUGAGUCACGAGCAUUACUUAAAACUUACUGAUGAGUUUGGAAUUGACAAAAAGUGUGAUGCAUGCAUAAGGUCUGUCUUUCCUCCAUUUUAUGCACGUGCUCAAUGUGGAUUUUUUCUUCACAAAUUGUGUGCUGAAUUACCAAAAAAAUUGCAACAUUCACUUCAUCAACACCUCCUCAAAUUGAUCUUCUUGAGAGAACAAAAGCCUUUUAGGUGUGAUGGUUGUUGGCAUCCGUGUAAUGGCUUCAAUUAUCGUUGUGACGAAUGCAACUUUGACCUUGAUGUCCUGUGCAGUUUAAUCCCUGAUAUCCUUAUAGAUCCUAGUCCCGAACAACACCAACUAAUUCUUGCUAGGUCAUCUGAAAACAAAAUGUGUAGUUCUUGUGGAUCACAUAGAAAACACAAAUUUAGUUGUGUUGAUUGUGAAUUCACUCUUGACUUCAAGUGUUUGACACUACCACAUAUGACAAACUACAAGGAACAUGAUCAUCCAUUCAUACUUUGUUAUACUUCAGAAGAUAACUCUGGUGAAUAUUACUGUGAUAUUUGUGAAGGCACACGAGAUCCAAAGUGUCGGUUUUAUUAUUGUGCUGAUUGUAGUUAUCCAGCUCAUCCUGAAUGUAUUCUCGAAAAAUAUCCAAAUCUCAAGUAUGAAAGAACUUUCAAAUAUAAUAUUCACCAGCAUCCUCUUGCUUUGGUUCAGAAGACUUCUCGAUGCUUGAAAUGUGGUGAUCUUGCUGAUUUCAAAGAUUUAGCUUAUGGAUGUGCCGAGUGUAAUUUCAUUGUUCACCCAUGGUGCGUAUAGUGAAAUUGAGAGAAAGACAUAUUUGACAUUUACAUGUAAUAGAAAUUAC